Trichomonas vaginalis G3 is the source of this 552-nucleotide messenger RNA. Its product is annotated as UBA-like family. NCBI's taxonomy places the organism in Eukaryota, Parabasalia, Trichomonadida, Trichomonadidae. The record is from RefSeq and is a predicted model, not a curated record. Bases 1 to 552 code for a protein of 183 amino acids. Gene Ontology annotation, molecular function: protein binding. The transcript has a single exon.
AUGGAUCCUGCAUCUAAGAAUGACAAACAUUCUGAUUCUGAUAGUGAUGAGGAAGAUAUGAAAGAUAAUAGAGUAUUAUUACCACCGAGAACUACAUAUUAUUACAACCAGAUGUUUCCUAACCAUAAUGAUGAGAAUAACUUUCAUUAUGAUGAAAAUAAAUUAUAUGAUGAUCCACCAAAUAUGCAAGAGCUUGUUGAAAACGUUCUAGAAAUUGGUGUUUCACAGGAAACUGCAGUACGCGCUCUUAGGCUAGCAAAUUACAAUUUUGUUGACGCGUGCUUGCUAAUAGACGAAGAUUCACUUGGUGAUGGAAGCUUAGAGUCAUCAAAAUCGAAUAAUGCAUUGAAACCAAAUUCAAACAAUCAAAAUCCGUCACAAAUUAAUCGGAUUCCGAAAGAAUGGCUGGAACAGCUUUCUACUAGAGAACAAGCCGAAUUAACACGACUUUUUAAGAAAUAUGGAAUAGUUGAAACUAUUAGAGAUGUUUAUCUAGCAACUGGCUAUGAUGAACAAAUUGCAGAUAAUAUUUUGUCUCAAUAUAUUAAAUAA